AUAGUUCAUCCAUCAUAUAAUCAGAAAUGUCCAUCCAUUUGACUGAAAAUUCACAUCUUGAAAAAUUCUCUCUCGAAGCCAAGGAUGAAGCAGAGAGUCUGACAUAUAGCUUAAAUAUUUAGCUCAUAAACAAGCUUUUAACAUUAACCUCCCUAAAAGAAACUCAACUAUCUGAUGAGGUAGGCUAAAAUACUUACUUUACAAAUCAGUUGUUUCACAUAACCUCUCUAAAAGAAACCCAAAAAUAUCUGACGAGGCAGGUGGAACCAAUACUUAAUCAUACCAAGAUGCCAUGUCCCCUCUAUUCUUGUCUUACACAUAAUCCACUAUUCAACGAGUGCAUAAUGCUUUUCUCUUUCCCGAGUACAUAUUCCAAACACCCUUCUGCUUCAAGCUAAACCUGGUCCCUAUUCCUACUUGUUCUAGUUCUUUCUAUAUAUUCAACCCAAACACACCAAAACCAUUUAACUCAACUCUCCAUUCUCAUAUUAUUUGAUGCUUGUUCUUCUUCUUCUUCCAUAUUAGCCUCUACUGAUCAUUCCUUGAUGAAGUACGGCGAGAUUACCCACUUCAGCCACCCGCAGCACAAGCUGCGAUAUGAGUACUCGGAGAUCCCCUUCAAGUGCGAUGGGUGCAAAGAAGUUGGCAUCGGCACCCGCUUCAAGUGCAGCACGUGCGAUUAUGAUCUCCACAAACAGUGCGCGCUGCCCUCGCCGACAGCACCCUCACCAACUAUCAUCCGCCACCCUUUCUACCCUAAAUGCACGUUCCAAUUCAUGGCACGCGCACCAGGUGGGGAGGGGUCACGGUACUGUAAUGCGUGCGGACGCGAUGUGAGAGGGUUCGUGUACCAUUGCCGCGCGUGUGGGUUCGACCUGCACCCAUGCUGCGCAGCGCUCCCACAAGUGCUGGAGGCUGGCGGCGGUGGCAGGGACGGUCAGGUGGUGCGACUGUACUUAUACCGUAAGGUUGGGGCUGCAUGCCACCAGUGCGGAAGGAAAGGACAUGGUUGGAGCUACCGGAGCGGGUGCAAGAACUACAACCUCCAUGUUGCCUGCGUGACAGAGAUGCUAGUUGACAGCUGGUAUGAGAUCUAUUAUGGUGUGAAUAAUGGAGGGAAUAGCAGCUGGAAUAACAAUGGGACGAGGGGAAUAGCGGGGGCGAAUAACAGUAAUGGAGGGAUGUAUGGUGUGGGUGGGAAUAGUAAUAGGAUUCCGAGCAUAAGAGGGGUGGGGAAGAAUCACUACAGGGGAAAAGGGAAGGUGAAGAGGUGCUGCGAGCUGGCAGCGAUGGCGGUGCAGGUAAUCAUAUCUGCUGUGCUUGGUGAUCCAACUGCUAUUAUCGCUGGAGUUAUUGGGUCGUUCAUCUCCAGAUGACGAUAAUGUGUGAUCAAAGAGAGAAGAUCUACUGUUUAUUAAAGCUAAUCAAGAGGCCAAACUUUUCUAGUUUAAGUGACUUCAAUGACAUACCUGGUACUUGAUCAAAGUAACGAAAACAGCGAAGUCGUGUAUAGAUCUGAGUGUUUUAUUACUUCGAAAAAAUUCCAGUCCUACUUUGCACAAAAAAGAAAGAAAAAAAAGGAAAAGGAUGCCUGAAAUGCAAAAAAGAUGAAUAACUACACACACAAGCCUAUAGAUGUCCUAAGGAGGGAAAUUUGGCCAACGAAACUUUGACGAAUGAAGAAAAAUAUAUGAGCCAUGUGCACUGAUAGGCCGUUUGGUUGUAUGUAAUCAAAAAUCCAGUAUAGUUAAAAAUAUAUGCAGUUGGAAAUGCAACAUCUACAAUUACAUGCAUCUUAUUUGGUCAGAUGUAAUAGAAAGCGAUGCAAAUAUAUAUAAUUUGUUCGGUUGGAUGUAA
Ananas comosus (pineapple) is the source of this 1857-nucleotide messenger RNA. RefSeq lists its product as uncharacterized. The transcript has a single exon. Bases 546 to 1376 code for a protein of 276 amino acids. The record is from RefSeq and is a predicted model, not a curated record. NCBI's taxonomy places the organism in Eukaryota, Viridiplantae, Streptophyta, Magnoliopsida, Poales, Bromeliaceae.